Molecule: messenger RNA, 2334 nt
Organism: Hippopotamus amphibius kiboko
Lineage: Eukaryota; Metazoa; Chordata; Mammalia; Artiodactyla; Hippopotamidae
Gene: BRSK1
Product: BR serine/threonine kinase 1
Exons: 19
Coding region: 1-2334 (777 amino acids)
Biological process (GO): microtubule cytoskeleton organization; intracellular signal transduction; protein phosphorylation
Cellular component (GO): cytoplasm
Molecular function (GO): protein serine/threonine kinase activity; ATP binding; tau-protein kinase activity
Source: RefSeq, a predicted model, not a curated record
AUGUCGUCCGGGGGCAAAGAGGGAGGCGGGGGCUCCCCCGCCUACCACCUCCCGCACCCACACCCACACCCACCCCAGCACGCCCAAUAUGUGGGCCCCUAUCGGCUGGAGAAGACGCUGGGCAAAGGACAGACAGGUCUGGUUAAACUUGGGGUCCACUGCAUCACGGGCCAGAAGGUCGCCAUCAAGAUCGUGAACCGGGAGAAGCUGUCUGAGUCGGUGCUGAUGAAGGUGGAGCGGGAGAUUGCCAUCCUGAAGCUCAUUGAGCACCCACACGUCCUCAAGCUCCACGACGUCUACGAGAACAAGAAAUAUUUGUACCUGGUUCUGGAGCACGUGUCUGGAGGUGAGCUGUUCGACUACCUGGUAAAGAAGGGGAGACUGACCCCCAAGGAGGCCCGGAAGUUCUUCCGUCAGAUAGUGUCGGCGCUGGACUUCUGCCAUAGCUACUCCAUCUGCCACAGAGACCUGAAGCCUGAGAACCUGCUUUUGGAUGAGAAAAACAACAUCCGCAUCGCAGACUUCGGCAUGGCGUCCCUGCAGGUGGGGGACAGCCUCCUGGAGACCAGCUGUGGGUCCCCCCACUAUGCGUGUCCAGAGGUGAUUAAGGGGGAAAAAUACGACGGCCGCCGGGCGGACAUGUGGAGCUGUGGAGUCAUCCUCUUCGCCCUGCUUGUGGGGGCUCUGCCCUUCGACGAUGACAACCUCCGGCAGCUGCUGGAGAAGGUGAAACGGGGUGUCUUCCACAUGCCCCACUUCAUUCCUCCGGACUGCCAGAGCCUCCUGAGGGGGAUGAUCGAAGUGGAGCCCGAGAAAAGACUCAGCCUGGAGCAAAUUCAGAAACAUCCCUGGUACUUGGGCGGGAAACACGAGCCAGACCCGUGCCUGGAGCCAGCCCCAGGCCGCCGGGUGGCCAUGCGGAGCCUGCCAUCAAACGGAGAGCUGGACCCUGAUGUCCUGGAAAGCAUGGCUUCACUGGGCUGCUUCAGGGACCGCGAGCGGCUGCACCGCGAGCUGCGCAGCGAGGAGGAGAACCAAGAGAAGAUGAUAUAUUACCUGCUUCUGGAUCGGAAGGAGCGGUAUCCCAGCUGUGAGGACCAGGACCUGCCUCCCCGGAAUGAUGCUGACCCGCCUCGGAAGCGUGUGGAUUCCCCUAUGCUGAGCCGUCACGGGAAGCGGCGGCCGGAGCGGAAGUCCAUGGAAGUCCUGAGCAUCACGGAUGCCGGGGGUGGUGGCUCCCCGGUGCCCACCCGAAGGGCCCUGGAGAUGGCCCAGCACAGCCAGAGAUCUCGUAGUGUCAGCGGAGCCUCCACUGGUCUGUCGUCCAGCCCUCUGAGCAGCCCAAGGAGUCCAGUCUUUUCCUUCUCGCCGGAGCCCGCUGGCGAUGAGGCCCGGGGUGGGGGCUCACCGACUUCCAAAACGCAGACGCUGCCUUCUCGGGGCCCCAGGGGUGGGGGCGCCGGGGAGCACCCCCCGCCCCCCAGUGCCCGCUCCACACCCCUGCCCGGCCCCCCAGGCUCACCACGCUCCUCCGGGGGGACCCCCUUGCCCUCACCCCUGCACACGCCGCGCGCCAGCCCCACUGGGACCCCGGGGACAACACCGCCCCCCAGCCCCGGCGGCGGCGUUGGGGGAGCCGCCUGGAGGAGUCGUCUCAACUCCAUCCGCAACAGCUUCCUGGGCUCCCCACGCUUUCACCGGCGCAAGAUGCAGGUUCCCACUGCCGAGGAGAUGUCCAGUUUGACGCCGGAGUCCUCUCCAGAGCUGGCAAAACGCUCCUGGUUCGGGAACUUCAUCUCCUUGGACAAAGAAGAACAGAUAUUCCUCGUGCUAAAGGAUAAACCUCUCAGCAGCAUCAAAGCGGACAUCGUCCAUGCCUUCCUGUCGAUCCCCAGCCUGAGUCACAGUGUGCUGUCACAGACCAGCUUCAGGGCUGAGUACAAGGCCAGCGGUGGCCCCUCCGUCUUCCAGAAGCCCGUCCGCUUCCAGGUGGACAUCAGCUCCUCUGAGGGUCCAGAGCCCUCCCCCCGCCGGGACGGCAGUGGUGGUGGUGGCAUCUACUCUGUCACCUUUACUCUCAUCUCCGGUCCCAGCCGUCGGUUCAAGCGGGUUGUGGAGACCAUCCAGGCUCAGCUGCUGAGCACUCACGACCAGCCCUCCGUGCAGGCCCUGGCAGACGAGAAGAACGGCACCCAGACCCGGCCUGCCGGGACCCCGCCCCGAAGCCUGCAGCCGCCGCCGGGCCGCCCAGACCCAGAGCUGACCAGCUCUCCCCGCCGAGGCCCCCCUAAGGACAAGAAGCUCCCGGCCACCAAUGGGACCCCCCUGCCCUGA